Messenger RNA from Branchiostoma belcheri (Belcher's lancelet), 3217 nucleotides. RefSeq names its product protein FAM46C-like. The transcript is spliced from 2 exons. The coding region runs from base 198 to 1403 and encodes 401 amino acids. Gene Ontology annotation, biological process: mRNA stabilization. The record is from RefSeq and is a predicted model, not a curated record. Lineage: Eukaryota; Metazoa; Chordata; Leptocardii; Amphioxiformes; Branchiostomatidae. Gene Ontology annotation, molecular function: RNA binding; poly(A) RNA polymerase activity.
UAAGAAGCUGGGAUUUGCCCUCGCAGGUCACUUGCAGAAUUUUGCAAGUCAAAGAGAACUCCGAAGCCCCUCCAUUUCCCAAAGAAACAUCGCGAUUCAGGCAGCUUUUCCCCCUCUAUCCAAGCCUUUCUGACAACAAGUUGUCUGCCGUUUCCCUCAGGACUGUGUGUGCAAAAGGCGGGGAGAUUCUCGGAACUAUGGCGGGCGACUCCAGGAGUUGUUGCUCGGGCGAGUGUGCGACUGUGCCCGACGGAGAAUCCACACAGCUCCGGUUACUGGACUACGAUCAGGUUCGCAAGCUGGAUCAGGUCCUGAACGAUGUCGUCCCGAUCCACGGGCGAGGCAACUUCCCAACCCUGGAGAUCUGCCUGAAGUCGCUUGUCCAAGUCGUGAGAAAAAGGCUUGAGGAAGAAGGUAUCCCUCUUCGCGAUGUGCGACUAAACGGUUCCACGGCGAGCUACAUUCUGUCGGAGGAGUCGGCCUUCUGUUACAACGAUCUGGAUCUGAUUUUCGGCGUGUCUCUGGAUUCCGCCGGUGAUCUGCAGAGAAUCAAGGAGAUGGUGUUGGACUGCUUGCUGGACUUCCUUCCGUGCGACGUUCGCAAAGAGAGGAUCUCACCCCUAACUCUCAAAGACGCGUACGUCCAGAAACUGGUCAAGAUCGCCAACGACAACGAUCGCUGGUCCCUGAUCAGCCUCACCAACAACAGCGGGCGCAACGUCGAGCUCAAGUUCGUGGACAGGAUGCGGCGGCAGUUCGAGUUCAGCGUCGACUCCUUCCAGAUCGUCCUCGACUCCCUCCUCUCCUUCUACGAACACUCUGAAGUGGCGAUGACCCAGCAUUUCUACCCCUCGGUGAUCGCGGAGAGCGUGUACGGCGACUUCUCCCUGGCGCUCUUCCACCUCCACAACCGGCUGAUUGCCACCAGGAAUCCUGAAGAGAUCCGCGGGGGAGGGUUGCUCAAGUACUGCAACCUGCUGGUCCGCGAGUACAACCCGGCCUGCCACUCAGAGAUCAAGUCCCUCGAGAGGUACAUGUGCUCCAGGUUCUUCAUAGACUUCUCGGACAUUGUUCAGCAGCAGCAGAAGCUGGAGAAGUAUCUCAACAACCACUUCGUCGGGGACGAGGAGGCCAAGUACAGAUACCUGGUGACGCUGCGAAGAGUGAUUCAGGAGAGCACGGUGUGCCUGAUGUCUCACGAGCGACGUCAGACCUUGAGACUGAUAGACUGCAUGGCCUACAACAUCUACUGCGGUUUGCAGCACCGAAGCCAGGCCAUGAACUCGAGCGGACCGCCCUCUCCCAACGGUGUGUUGUACCCCGGACAGGGGUACUUCUACGAUGGCAACACCAGCAGUUUCUUCAUCACCAAUGCCUAUCCGACCUGGAUAUCCUGCCAGUAAAAACACAAGUGGGGGCUCCCACCGGACAGGCAAGCAGGGUGUGGAAAGAAAGAAAGACAUAAAACAUGACUUUAAAAAACUCGAGAGACAAAAAAAUGACAAUGAUUCCAAGUGCAACAAAAAAGAGAAGAAAAAGACAAACAAAAGUGAGAAGAGAGAUUCAGUUGAACAGUGAUUGUAUGACGUGAAAGAAAAGAAACGGUGCUUACGUGAAAACUGAAGUGAUCUUGAAAAGCCUGUUUAAUACGUUCGCAGACGAAAUACCGGCCAGGGCAGUACACAGGAUUCGGAUUUGACCCACUACUUUUCUAGCGGAUGUGAACAGGACGCUAAAAAUAGUCGUCAGACCACAACCUUUGAACUGGUUUGUUGACCAAGGCCGAUGCUGAAAUUCUGUGCGGACAGGCAGGCAGGUUCCUCAUUGGUUAAAAAGGUGAGCAGCGUGAGGCAAACAACUCUGGUACUUUGAACCGUGUAUGUUUGAUUACGUACUACUUAUGCCUAACCAGUGUGUAACAUGUAAACGUUGUUGUGCAAAGAUACCAGCAAGGGGGCAGCUAUAGUAUCACUACCAGUGCAGGCCAAAUCAUGGACCAAAGAUUAUUUUUGUGAAUGUCCUGUAUUUUUGUGGAGGCAUAAAGAGUAAGACAAGACUGUAUUAUAUGUAAGGGUUAAAAAGGGAGUGAAAUGUGUGGCAGUGACCCUAGAAACUGGUGAGGCCACAUAAAAGUACUGUUCAGAGAAAUUCCUUGAACCUAUCUGAGACAUCUGUAACCAUGGUUACAGAGGAGUGUUGUUAAGUGCGGCAAUCUUGCAACUCGGUGAAGAUCUUUCGAUUCCUCGGCUUCAAAAUUCACUCUGAGGGAAAAUAAAGGAAAUGGAGAAAUUGUUUCAAAAGGGCGGCCGGGAAUCUGUUGCUAAGGUUGCCCACUGGCAUAUUCAUGUUACUAGGUUACAUGGACAGGGAUCAUGGGGUUUGGUCUACAAAGGGGAACGUGUGUAUAAACGCAAAUUACUAGUUCUGACACUUAACAAAAGAUAACAAGAAGACGUGAAGCACACUUAAGGAUCUUGUUCUUGUUCCAUCGGGAACGGAACACCAACAAACAUUCUGUUAGUUUAUGCAAGAUAGGAAACAAAACAAAAAACCUACCAGUCACUGAGAAAGUCUUCUUCAGAUGCCUGGUGUAAAAACACGUCAUCGAGGCUUGUACUCCUAUUUUUGUGCACAGAAAUUACAAAUAAAAGGAAGUUGCAGAAAUUUUUGCUAUGGUCACUUUGACCGUGAAUGUACAAAUUCAUGUAUAACUUAACCCAGGGCUGGAUAUGUACAGAAGCUGUUUGUAUAUUGUAAUAGCUUGUCAAUGAAGCAGUCCAGUGUUGCAGCAAGUAUCACAAAUAAUAGAUUAAGACUUAUAGACGUGUAGCAUAUAAUUUGGGAGAGUCAGGUUUCAACUUGUAGAAGUUUACCCAAAAUCACAUUGUUGAUACGAAGUGUUUUUUUCCUUCCCUACAUAACAAUUUGUUGUGCAUUUAGGGCUGAGUUGUAUCAUACUGUGAAAACUACAUAUGUGCAUGUGGUAGUAGAAAUGUUAAACUGAUCCGAUCGAAAGACACAACUUUGUUUUGAUCCAAAAACAUUUACUUUUCCGUUUAUUUUCUUUCUGCGAUAACCCCCAUCAUGGCACAUAGUGCAAGAUAAAGACAAAAUACAGAAAUUAUGUACAAAGAAUACCAAAGACUGACAGAGCUUUAUAAGGAAAAAACUUGUAUUUUAUGACGGCGAAAUAAUAAAUUAUUUUCCAGGUAUUGGA